Opisthorchis viverrini is the source of this 1383-nucleotide messenger RNA. RefSeq lists its product as hypothetical. NCBI's taxonomy places the organism in Eukaryota, Metazoa, Platyhelminthes, Trematoda, Opisthorchiida, Opisthorchiidae. The record is from RefSeq and is a predicted model, not a curated record. Bases 1 to 1383 code for a protein of 460 amino acids. The transcript is spliced from 4 exons.
AUGGUAUUGCUUCCCUCACUUUUUAAGAAGGCCUUGGCUGUGGAGUUAUUUAUUGGAAAACACCAACUUAACGUGCAAACGAAUGCUGCAAAGCGAUUCCACAAAUUCCGUAAUGAAUCUCACUUUUCAAUAGACGCUAAGCGGAUUUAUGAGAAGACCACAUACUACUCUCAUGCCUCAUCAGUAGAAUCCACCGCCGCACCAGUACGUAUUAACUUAACAUCCAGCUGUGUAGUCACCUAUGCUAUCCCGACUUCAAGUGCAAUCCAACCCAAAUUAGAGCUCCAGCCGUUUUCCCUUGUUUCGUCUUCAGCGGAGGCAAAAGGUCCAAUUGAGUGGCCUGCUGUGGCUCCCAGUCCUUACCUGAAGCCACCGAAAGCUCAUGCACUGCUUAGAACGCAAAGCACUGGCAACGGCGGUAAAUUGUCUACAGUGAGUGAAUGUUCUACGAGCACUGCUCCAUCUGCACGCAACCGAUAUACUUCCGUCAGUGUUUCUGCGAAUUCCCAUCUGCCGGAUACUGAGCCCUCAAAAUUGUCCACUUCCGAUAUUUUGUCUAGCAGUUGCGAUUCUCCUCAUAAAUGGCACGUAUCUUAUUUGGGUAUGUGGCCGGCUCAUCAGGUCCCAAUACAACAAGCGUUGGAACUGGCUCAUACCUCAAUGGAAGAACACGUUUUCAGAUUAAUCGAGCGAUCUGAGCUAGACUGUCACAAGAACCUACUAUGGUAUCGGUUGUUUGACAUACAUCACUAUCUAAAUGAGUAUCCUUCACAAUAUUACGCUCCUCAACCGGCAAUGAUAAUAACUCCGACCCCCAUCAAAGUUUCACCACCCACUCUAAUCGCGCCUCUGAGCCAAUCGAGCGAAACGCCCCGUAGCCAAAUGACUAACGCAGAGAUUGAGGAGUUGGCACAAUCAGCUCCAUUCGAGAUGGACAUUUUCUUGCUGGACAAACGACUAGAGGAAACGAUUCGAGCGGGUGCGCAAUACUUGGGUCAAGUCGGGUGGUUGAUUAAUCGAAAUUUCUUCACGAAACAUUCAACGGAUGCGGUAACUUCACAAAACAACGUCACUGUCAGUAACCAAAAGCCAUUGGCGUUUGUUUGGCUGCUUCAGGAUAAUGAUCCGAACACACCCGAGGCAGUCACACCUGAAGGCCCGUGGAUAAAGCACCACAUGGCCUUACUGUGUCCUGAGUUUACCGAUGGUUUUAUUCUGCUCUCUUGGGCUGAAAAAAGGCCGGACACCGAUCAAACAUCCAGUCGUUUUCAACACAACGACACUUCUAACUAUAAGGCAAGUGUUCAUGUAUAUUUUACCAGGAUGGCGCGUUGUACUCGCUCAACACAAACGGUCCUUCACAUUCUCGGAUUUUUCCUGUAG